Messenger RNA from Suillus bovinus, 1972 nucleotides. RefSeq lists its product as uncharacterized. NCBI's taxonomy places the organism in Eukaryota, Fungi, Basidiomycota, Agaricomycetes, Boletales, Suillaceae. The record is from RefSeq and is a predicted model, not a curated record. The transcript is spliced from 15 exons. Gene Ontology annotation, molecular function: monooxygenase activity; flavin adenine dinucleotide binding. Bases 40 to 1857 code for a protein of 605 amino acids.
CAAUCUAUCACUAUCAAUCCCCAUAUCUCAGUUUUCAGUAUGGCGACUGAUCCCUUUCCUCAACGCUUACCCACCCUCGAUCGCCUGGGGGUCGCUGAUCCUUCCAAUGUCUCCUCAUCUGAGGUAGCGACCGAGUGGCUCAGCGUCUUUUCGACUGCAAUAACUCAAAGUGAUACCGCAGCUGUUGUUGACCUCUUUCUUGAGGAUGGUUUCUGGAAGGACGUAAUCGCACUCACUUGGGAUUUCAGGACAUUCGAAGGAAGGAAGGACAUCAAGAAACUCUUGGAUGCUCGUCUCGCUGCUACCGGUCUUAAAGAUCUAUGUCUCUUACAGGAGCCUUUGACUGAACCUGUGCUGCAAAAAGUUUUCAAUGAUCUUGUUUGGUUGCGGUUUUGCUUUAGUUUUACCACCAAGCAUGGCAAGGGUACUGCGGUCGUUUAUCUCGUUCCCCUUCCAGAUUCAAAGUGGAAGGCUUACACUUUGUUGACCUCUCUUGAUUCAUUGACCGAUUUCCCUCAGAAGAUCGGUCCCCUCAGAAACAAAGAGGCCGAUCAUGGCACUUGGGAAGAGAAGCGGCGCCAAGAGACUGACUUCUUAAACAAUGACCCAACGGUGAUCGUCAUAGGUGCAGGGCACACUGGCCUUGAGACCGCUGCACGAUUAAAGUACAUUGGUGUACCCACGCUUGUAAUUGAAAAGAAGCCCCGGGUCGGGGAUAGCUGGAGAGACCGUUACAAGGCUCUUUGUCUGCAUGACACGAUCUGGUCUAACCAAACGCCUUAUCUGAACUUUCCACCAACAUGGCCAGUCUACACCCCAGCUAGAAAACUAGCAGACUGGUUGGAAGGAUAUGCAAGCUUCCUUGAUCUUGAUGUUUGGACUGCUUCAACGAUCACCAAGACAUCCUGGAACGAUAUCACGAAAACCUGGUCUGUCGAGGUCAAUCGGGGUGGUAAAGGUAGUAGGGUUCUAACCGUUAAGCACCUCGUUUUUGCCACUGGAUCUGGCGGUCACCCAAAAGUUCCCGACGUCCCUGGAAAAGCAAGCUUCAAAGGGUCUACUGUGCAUUCGUCAGAGUUCAAAUCCGCAGCUAAUCAUAUCGGUAAAAAAGCAAUCGUAGUCGGUUGUUGCAAUUCUGCGCACGACAUUGCUCAAGAUUUCUUCAGUCACGGGGUAGACAUCACAAUGUAUCAACGAUCGUCGACAUUCGUGAUGUCAGCGAAGUCAGUGGAAGCACUACUAGGCGCUGUCUAUAAUGACGACUUCCCCACCGAGCUGGCUGAUACUUAUAAUACCUCACUACCUUGGGCUGUUGUUAGGCGGCUAAAUCAACGCAUAGUUCCCAUGUUCGCUGAGACUACAGACAAGGCAAUUCUAGAUGGAUUGGCUAAGGUUGGCUUCAAGACCAAUCUUGGUUCAUAUGGAGCGGGUCUUUUUUCCCUUUACCUAGAGCGCGGUGGUGGUUACUACAUCGACACCGGAGCGAGUCAAUCUAUCAUUGACGGGAAUAUCAAAAUCAAGAGCGGUUCCGCAAUCGAGUCCUUCACCGAAAAUGGCCUUCGAUUUGCUGAUGGCACCGAGCUGCAGGCAGAUAUCAUAGUGUUUGCUACGGGUUAUGGCGAUCACCGUGACUUCAUAAGCGAUGUUUGUGGAGAUGAAAUUGCAUCAAAAAUCACCAGGGUCUGGGGUCUAGACGAAGAAGGGCAGACUGCAGGGAUGUGGAGGUACUGCGGGCAAGAUGGUCUAUGGUUCGCAAAUGGUAAUUUGAGUCUAUCGCGCUUCCACAGUCUCCAUUUGGCCAUGCAAAUCAAAGCAAUAGAAGAAGGUAUUUUGAAUAAGGCGGAUGUAGUUAUUUGAUGAUGUUUCGAGGAUUUACUGAUAUCUGAUCGGGGCUGGACGACAUGUAAAAUGUACGACUACUUAUCGUGUGAAAAGUUGUAAGCACAAUGAAUUCAAGGAAAUUUUCACUGGA